Messenger RNA from Leptopilina boulardi, 1874 nucleotides. It is a transcript of the gene Mks1, whose product is annotated as tectonic-like complex member MKS1. The transcript is spliced from 4 exons. Gene Ontology annotation, biological process: cilium assembly. Lineage: Eukaryota; Metazoa; Arthropoda; Insecta; Hymenoptera; Figitidae. The record is from RefSeq and is a predicted model, not a curated record. Gene Ontology annotation, cellular component: MKS complex. Bases 216 to 1754 code for a protein of 512 amino acids.
AAACGCAUGUAAGCGUUUGUUUUGUCGUGCCGGUCGUUAUGGUAAUAUUAAAUUUUCUAAUAUUCACGCCACAUUUUCUAAUAUACAUAAUAGAAAUAACUUGAUAGUCAAUAUAUUGUUAUAAGUUUCUUUUUUUCUCUAAUAUAUAUAAAAAAUAAUAGGUGAUAUAAAAAAUAGUUUAAAAAAUAUAUAAGUGUAUAAAUUAAUAAAUUAAAAUGUUACCAAACUUCGAUGAUGAAGAUGAUCCUGGAGAGCCGAAAAUAGCAGGAACAUAUCGAAUUGAACAACCAAUUAAUAACUUUAAACUAAGAAUAAAAAUUUCUCAACAAAAAUCACCAAUAUAUGAUCUUUUUGAUGAUCCUCGUGAAACACUCGAUGCAAAUUUUCUCGAAGAAGAAGAAUACACAUUCUCAUGGCAGGAAAAAGUUUUCAGUCCAUUUGAAAUAAAAUAUUUAUCCAAUGAGAAAAAUUGUAUUACCGAUCAUCAAAAAAAUUAUCAUCAAAAAAUUUCUGAUGAAAAUAUUGAUGGCUGUCGAUUGUAUACAAAAAUUAAUGAUGAUUUCUAUUAUCCAGAUAAUUCAUUAUUCACAAGAUCAUUUACAUCGCCAUUGGCUAUUAAAAAUGAACAUGCAAUGCCGUGUUUGAGAAAUCGUAAACCAUUUUCACAACGUUAUAAUAAAAAAGUCAUUGACGAAAGUCCAAAUGACGAUAGAAUAAAUGCAAAUCAUUAUUUUUAUGCGGAACGUGAAAUUAUGUAUAUUUUAGCCGAUGUCAGUCCAAAUAAUGAGGAGCCAAGUAAUUCAAAAGAUUCUGAAAAUUUACUUUGUACUAUUACUUAUGAUAAAAUUCAUAAACUAUUAACAGUUGAUCCUGAUUUUUCAAAUGAAGGAUAUUAUCGAAUUUUUGGUACUGGUAUGGGUUAUGAUUAUUGGAUUUCACAUGAAUCAUGUGAUCUCACCGAAGAGGAUGAGGAAACAAUUGUAAAAACUUUAAAACAAGAAUUUCAAAAAGUGCAAAAUUUUAAAGAAUUUAAAAUAAAUCCAAAACUAGAACUUGUGCCAUUAAAUACAUUUCGAAUUAUUUUAAAUUUAGAAAUAAUAUCGGCUCAUGAUUUCUCGUACGAUUCUCUCUUUAUAACGUAUUUUUUGCAUCUUCCUAAAAAUUGGAAUACACCUCGUCAAGAAACAUUAGCUGGCAGAACACAAAGAUGUCGUAUGAAAAAGAAAACGGCAAAUUUCAGCUAUAUUAUUGAAACUUGUAUUGAUUUGAAUUUAAAAAGUCUCAAGAAACCAAAUGAAGCGCUCUCCUGGCCCUAUUUAUUAUUUACUGUUGCUUCACUAGACAAUUGGGAAAGAUGGAGAAUCGAAGGCUAUGGCUCGUCGAGUCUUCCUCUAAAAGCAGGAAAUCAUAAUUUAAAAAUUCACACUUGGCGACAAUCGGGAGGAUUCAUUGAAUCGCUGAGAUGGUUUUUCACCGGUGGAAUUAAUGAAUCGGAAAAUAAUUUCAACAUUACAAAUAUAUACGAAGAAAAGAAACUUGAUCGAAGAAUGGAGAAUAUAAUACCAAGUGGUUAUAUUAAAAUAAAAGCAAAUAUUGUUCAUCAAUCACAAAUAUUUACUAAAGACAGAAAUUUGGGGAAAAAUAUUUUUGACAAAUUAAAUUCAAAUAAUAAUCUCAUGAGUAAUGUUGAAGAUGUUUUAGUUCAAUUUCAAUUGGCAAGAGAAAGAAUGAUACGAGCUAAAAAUUUCUCCUGACACACAAUAUCGUCACUAAUUGAAUAAUUAUAAUUUUUUUUUUGUUUCUCGAAUUAAAUAAUUUAAAACAAAAAACUUUUUCCCCAAAAUUUCUGCUUAGUAUAAAAAUUCGCUUUUCAA